AUGGCUACUACAAGACAACAAAAGAAUUGGUGUACAACAUGUGGUGAUAUGGUUGGGGUCUUCCUCUGUCCAGGAUGUCAGCAGAAGUUUUGUUUAAAUCAUACACGUGACCAUCGAGAUCAUCUUCAACAAGGUAUGAAUGAUAUCAACGAUAAUUUGGACCGAUUAAAAUAUGAUAUUCAAGGACAAAACGUACCAGGGUAUCGCAAUUCUUUGUUAGAUCAGAUUGGCAACUGGGAAAAACGAUCUACAGAGAAAAUUCGUCGAUUAGCUGAAGAUAUUCGACAACAAAUAUCAGCUCUUCCUGUAGAUAAUGCAAGUGAUCUCAAAGAAAAAAUAGAACAAUUACAAGAACAAUUACGUAAAGCUAGUGAAGAUGGAGGUUUUUAUGAAGAUGAUUUAAAAGAAUGGUCACGAAGACUUCAUGAAUUGCAAAAUUUGGCUUCUCAGCCGGAAAAAUUGAAAAUUGAAGAAGAUGCCGAUUCAAGGCCAUUUAUUCCAACAAUUUCGAUAAAGCCUAUAUCGACCGAUUCAGCCCCAGGGAUUACUUCGCCGAAUAAGCCAAUCCUAGCAAAUAAUAAUAUCCGUGACAAUAAUGCGACGACCGUGCCACCGUCAGAGUAUCCUAAGUCAAGCAAUAAACCCCCAUAUUAUAGUUCGCCAGGAGAUCAUCAGUAUGAUACUUCAAAGAAACCUAAUGACGAUCCCGAAGACCACAAUCAAGAUAGUUAUUCAUCAGGACGGCAUACACUUCGAUUUAGAAUUGAUCAAUAUGGACCAACUAGUUCAGUUGUCUUUGGUGUUGUAUCGAAACGUAAACCGAUUGAUGCAUUCGUACGUGAAAAUCCAACAUUUUAUGGAUGGUCAGAAAAAAAUGCAGUUUAUCUAGGCGGUGAUAUAAAAACCAAUUAUCAUGGAUAUAAAAGCGACUUCCAACCAGGUGAUAUAUAUAGCCUCCUAAUUGAUUGCGAACAAAAACAACUUCGACUAAAAAACGAACGAACAGAUACUUCAUAUGAAUUAGACGUUGAUACGACGAAGUGUUCAUUUCCAUGGCAACCCAAUGUUCGUAUUAUCAUGAAAAAUGACUGA
Rotaria socialis is the source of this 1092-nucleotide messenger RNA. The record is from the annotation of a GenBank genome assembly. Lineage: Eukaryota; Metazoa; Rotifera; Eurotatoria; Philodinida; Philodinidae.